Messenger RNA from Caenorhabditis remanei, 999 nucleotides. RefSeq lists its product as uncharacterized. Bases 1 to 999 code for a protein of 332 amino acids. NCBI's taxonomy places the organism in Eukaryota, Metazoa, Nematoda, Chromadorea, Rhabditida, Rhabditidae. Gene Ontology annotation, molecular function: potassium ion leak channel activity. The record is from RefSeq and is a predicted model, not a curated record. Gene Ontology annotation, biological process: potassium ion transmembrane transport; stabilization of membrane potential. The transcript has 8 exons. Gene Ontology annotation, cellular component: membrane.
AUGAAGCGCCAAAAUAUCAGAACGUUAUCCCUUAUUGUUUGUACAUUAACCUACUUGCUAGUUGGAGCAGCAGUUUUUGAUGCACUGGAAACUGAAAAUGAAAUUUUACAGAGAAAAUUAGUGCAGCGAGUCCGAGAAAAGCUGAAAACCAAAUACAACAUGUCGAAUGCUGAUUAUGAAAUUCUGGAGGCUACGAUAGUGAAGAGUGUACCGCAUAAAGCCGGCUACCAAUGGAAGUUCAGCGGCGCUUUUUAUUUUGCGACUACCGUAAUCACGACCAUUGGUUACGGUCACAGCACCCCGAUGACAGAUGCUGGAAAAGUGUUUUGUAUGCUGUAUGCAUUGGCUGGAAUCCCACUUGGAUUGAUCAUGUUCCAAAGUAUUGGUGAACGUAUGAAUACAUUCGCCGCUAAACUACUCCGAUUCAUCCGACGUGCCGCCGGGAAACAACCAAUCGUUACAUCAUCAGAUCUUAUCAUAUUUUGUACUGGAUGGGGUGGAUUGUUGAUUUUUGGAGGUGCAUUCAUGUUCUCUUCAUAUGAAAACUGGACAUAUUUCGAUGCGGUCUACUACUGUUUCGUUACUCUAACCACGAUUGGUUUCGGUGACUACGUGGCACUUCAAAAACGUGGCUCCCUACAGACUCAACCUGAAUACGUGUUCUUCUCCCUUGUCUUCAUUCUCUUCGGCCUUACUGUCAUCUCUGCAGCAAUGAAUCUGCUCGUACUCAGAUUCCUCACGAUGAACACGGAAGAUGAGAGGAGAGAUGAACAAGAAGCAAUCCUAGCCGCUCAGGGAUUGGUACGAGUUGGUGAUCCAUCGUGUGACGAUGACUUUGGAAGACUCCCGUUGUCGGAUAACGUUUCGCUCGCAUCCUGUUCCUGUUACCAACUUCCGGACGAGAAACUCCGUCACAGGCAUCGAAAAAACAACACGGAGCAUGCUCAUGGUGGGCCUCCGACGUUCGCAGGAAUGUCUACGGCUAGGCCGAAGUUUUAA